AUGCCAGCGGGCACACGUCGAGCCUGGCAUCAGCACGGCCAGCGGAUGCUCUCCACGGUCCGCGCCAAAGAGAACAAUCGGACCUGUUUCAACUGCUUCCACAUCAAGACCGGAACGGUUAUAAUCGGAGUUGUGGAGCUCAUUUUUGUCGGCAUUUUCUUGACCGCACUGCUGAAACAAAUGUCGUUGAAGAACCGAGAGUUGAAAGCUUGUUUCGAACAGUAAGGAUUUUUGUGGAAUUUUGGAUUUUUAGAUGAAAAAUGACUUUGGAAGCCAAAACUUGGGGUUUUUCUAAAUUUUUAAAAUUUUUUGGAAAGUGUUUCUUCAUUUGAAAUUUUUGGCAUGUGGUGUUGUUGAAAUUUGGAUAUCGUAUUUUACCUUUUCAACAUGUUUCAAAGCUUUUUCUCCUUUUUUUAGUCGAUUUUCCACCAGAAAUGUGAUGGAUAAUAUAAAUUUGUUCUUCAAAUGUCUUUAAAUUUCCCAAAAACAACUUCAAAAUCUUUUUUAAAUAUAUUUUCACCGUAUUUUAACCAAUUCUUUACUUCUUCAGCCAUUUCCAGCUAAUAGAACAGAAUGCCAAAAAUGGCGGGAAUUUAAGCUUUUGAAUUUUAAAAUGGCUAAAAAUGAGGAAAUUGAGAAAAAUACAGUGUAUAGAGACCAUGUAGAGCAUGAAAAAAUUAGAAAUCGAUUAGAAAUUGAUGUUUUUGCAGAAAAUGGGAGACCUGUCUUCGAUUCCAUUUCUCACAUUCCAAUAUCACAUUGGCCGGUGACUAUGUGAUUGCUCUCUCUAUGAUCGCCAUUGGAAUUUGUGUAAGUCGUUUUUUUCACUCCUUGUGGCCUUUUUCGGCCAAAAAAAAUUUUUUAGUUUUAGUACUGUGCGGAAUAAAAGAAGUUUUAAAAAAUGCGUAAAACAGGAGAGUACUGUAACAAAAACAGAUUUAUAUUGCUCUUGAUACUUCUAAAAUGCCCUCAAAAAAUUUUAUGGCCAAAAUUUUUCACUACCUUGUAUUAUACGGCGAUUUGAGAAAUCUGCACUGUGCAGUCACAAUUCGAUUUGCAGGUGGCCAAAUUCUUUGGCAAUUAAAAAAUGGUCGCUUCAAAGUUUCAACAAAAAAAAUUCCAGGUAAUCUUGAUGUUCAUUGGGAUCUGCAACACCUCUCCGAAGCUUCUUUUGCCACAUCUGGCCAUCCAGAUGAUCGGCCUGCUGUGUUCCCUCGGUUAUUUCGGGGUCUAUGCGUGGUCUUACGUCUAUGGUGACGUCUACACUCAUAAGCGACAUUUUCAGGUAAAAUAUGACCACCAUACUCCUUUGAAGAAAAAGAUUUUUAUAUUAUUUUUGAUGACUAAUACAAAAAUAUCAAAGAGAUAUCUGAAAAAACUUUUUCAGUUCCGCCAACUGGUCGAGCGGAUGUGGUUUGCAACUAUGUUGUUGUUUGGGUCAAUUGUUCAAUGUUGCUACUUCAUAACAGUGCUGAAAUGCUCGUUGCAUCUUCAGGUGGGAUUUUGAUGACUUUGGAUCACUUUUGAGGUUUUUUUGAUCACUUUUGGCUGUUUUUGCUAUAGCUAAAAUUGUCAGGGAACAAAUUUCGAGGAAUUUCUUUUUGGAUCACUUUUGAGACAUUUGAAUCACUUUUUGAUACUUUUGGAUAACUUUUGACACAUUUGGAUAACAUUUGAAAUUUCGGGAACACUUUUGAGACAUUUGGGUCACUUUUGACACCUUGGGGACACUUUUGAUGCCUUUGGAUAACUUUUGAUACUUUUGGAUCAGUUUUGAUACCUUUGGAUACCUUUUGAUACUUUUGGAUACCUUUUGACACAUUUUGGUAACUUUUGAAACUUUGGGAAUUUGGACAUUUGGAUAAUUUUUGAUACAUUUAGACCGUUUUUUGAUGCCUUAGAAACACUUUUAAUACCUUUGGAUCACUUUUGACACCUUUGGAUACCUUUUGAUACUUUUGGAUACCUUUUGAUACUUUUUUAUAAAAAUUAAUUUUUAGCGAUUGGAAGCCCAAAAAUACCACAAAAUGAAGCAAUUUGAGGAAGUUUCGGAGCGAGUUCGUCGCGCCAAAGAGAACGGAAUGUGGCGAAAUACGAGUUGGGGCGGCGGUUUUGCCGAGGUAUUGUCCAUUGUUCAACUUUAAAAUCUCUCCAAUUUAGUACAAAGGCCAGAACGACGAAGAGACGGAGGAGAAAAAGAGGGAGCGAGUGGAACGCCGCAAGGAUCGAAAUGCCGUCAGAGUGCAGUGGAAUAUGGAGAAAAACAUGGAGAAAUCCAUUUCAUUGGGGGUGGAAGAAAAUCAGUCGAGCACUGUGAAUGAAGAGGAAGAGGAGGGGAAAAAAUUGGAGCCAAUCAAAGAGAAGGACGUCAAGAAGGAAGUGGAGAAAUCCGCGACUAAAGUAAGGGCAAUUUUUAGGGAGAAGUUGAAAAAAAAAUUUUUUUUUAAGUGGAAAAAGGAUCAGAGAGGUUGUAAAAGGCUUCGUCAUGCCAGAAUAAGCCCUUUAUACUAUUGAAACUUUAGCUUAAAACAAGGUUUUUUCGAAAAAAUGAAACAAUUUUUAUAAAAUUGAAGUAAAAUUGGGAAAAAUCGGAGAAAAUCGAUAAAAAAUCUUUGGAUACCACUGUCAAAAAUCUUCCUCAAAACAAUGCACACCAUCAGGACUGUAUAAAUUGUGAUUUUUUGCAAAAAAAUUUUUUUUUAAUUAUAGAAAUUAUAAAAAAACCUCAAAAACCCUACGUUUUCCAUAUAAAAAUCGCUUUUAUUUACCAAAAAAGGCAUUAAAUACCGUCUAAAAAUAUAUUUCCCCGAAUAAAUUAUAAAUUUUAGACCUCCACACCCCCUCAAUCAUCGCCAAAACAAACCGAUGGAACCCCCAAAACCCGGCCUCGCCGACUUUCCAAGGACGGGAAAGUUGUAUGGAAUAAGAGCUCAAGCCAAGACUCGGCAGUGUCCAAUAUUCCUAUACCAAUGAUUCCGGUGGUGGAGUCCAAAGCUCCGCCGCCGCCUCAACGGAGCGUCAAAAAGUGAGGAUUUUGGGCGUUUUUGCAAGAAAACUUCUAAAAAAUUUUUUUCUAAUUUCAUGCGAUUCUGGAUUACUUUUGAUACUUUUUGAUACCUUCUUGAUCACUUUUAAUACUUUUGGAACCCUUUUGAUACUUUUCGACCACCUUAGAUACCUUUGGAUCACUUUUGAUACUUUUUGUCACCUUCUUGAUCAUUCUUAAUACUUUUGGAUCACUUUUGAUACUUUUGGAUCACCUUAGAUACCUUUGGAUCACUUUUGAUAUUUUUUGAUACCUUCUUGAUCACUUUUAAUACUUUUGGAACACUUUUGAUACUUUUGGAUCACCUUAGAUACCUUUGGAUCACUUUUGAUACUUUUUGAUACCUUUUGGAUAAGUUUUUAUACCGUUGUAUCACUUUUAAUACCUUUUGGAUCACUUAUGUCACAUUUGGAUAACUUUUGAUACGUUUGGCUCGCUUUUGAGACGUUUAGAUCACUUUUGCAACCCUUUGGAUCACUUUUGCAACCUUUUGGAUCACUUUUGACACUUUUGCUAAAGCUUUGGAAGUUACCAUUUAUUGACUCCCAUUUUUCAGAGAAAAGUCCUCCGACCCCCUACUAGGCGUAGGGCUUUUUGGUUCUCACUCUUCCCUUCAACGCUUCCACAAAGAUUCCACCCAUCCAGACCAUCACCGUCAUCGGAACAACCCCUCUCCGCCCUCGCCGAUCCGCCGAACCUCCGUGGAUUCGUUGGGCGUGCCGCUGAGGCCGGGCCAGCGUCCCCAACCCAAGCACAUUCCGCCCACCUCCAUUGCCAGCGUGAACAUGCAGACCGUCUCGACGUCGCCAUUAAGUGGACGAAAGUAUUACGGAGAGCCGGAUAAAAGGGUCCGGAGGCUGACGAAUGAAAUGGAAACUUCCAGCAGCAGUAAGAAUGGUAAGGUUUACUAUUGGUAACUUUCAGUCUUAUUAUGCUCUUUGGAUUCUAGAAAAUUAGAAGAGGAGUACUAUCAGUCUUCCGAUAAAAUCCUCGUCAUUCCUCUCCUUUGACGCCCAUUACACUCCUUUGACUAGUUUUUAUAACACUUCACAGCCAUUCUGCUGCCUUGGCUAGCCGAUUCCAGGUCCCCCAAAUGAAACACUGAAAAUAAACUCGAAAUCUCCCCCAAAUUGAAGUAUGGCACAAAAAAUUUCGAAAGCAUAGGUUUGAUGCGUAGAACGCAUCUUUUUCGCCGCGAUCACUCCAUUUCUCACCGUCUGACAUCGCGUUUAAAGCGUGCUAUAUCCAAAUUAAUACAGGGUGGGGCACGUCAAACUGAGAUAAGCUAAAACAGUCCGGUGAAUGGAUUGGCCAUUUGCCAAAAAAAGACGCGAAAAAACGUUUUGUCGGGGAAGAAAUGGGGAAUUUUUGGGGCGAGAGAGUACGUUUUUACGUGUCUUUUUUCUCUCUUUCUCUGCGAAAUCAAGACGAAGUGUAAAAAACCGAUAGCGAAGGAUCUAUUCCGGUCACCGGACUCCUCAGUUUGACGUGUGGGGUAUCUUUGCGGUCCGAUUUGAACUGGCUACAACUUCUUUGUUUGGCCAAAUUUAGAAGUUCUAUUAUGUUUCGGCACACGUAUUUUACCUUCGUAUAUGUCCUGUAGAAUACUUGAUUUUUUCUAUACUGAUGGUGCACAUUUAUGGCCCGUAUUUUACCCACAUUUAACCUUCAAAACUCUUCCAAUUCAGGCUCCCACCCCCGCCAGCACUACCCUCCGCCCGUGCCCAUGGUGAAGAAGAUCUCGAUUACCGCCAAAAGCUCGCCGUUCCAGCCCACCACCAACUUCCCCGUGUGA
Messenger RNA from Bursaphelenchus xylophilus (pine wood nematode), 4841 nucleotides. Lineage: Eukaryota; Metazoa; Nematoda; Chromadorea; Rhabditida; Aphelenchoididae. The record is from the annotation of a GenBank genome assembly.